This is a messenger RNA of Spirometra erinaceieuropaei, 1065 nucleotides long. NCBI's taxonomy places the organism in Eukaryota, Metazoa, Platyhelminthes, Cestoda, Diphyllobothriidea, Diphyllobothriidae. The record is from the annotation of a GenBank genome assembly.
UAGUAGUAGUAGUAGUAGUAGUAGUAGUAGUAGUAGUAGUAGUAGUAGUAGUAGUAGUAGUAGUAGUAGUAGUAGUAGUACGACCGACCGAGCCCAGCUCUCUCUGUUUCUUGCUGACUUCGCUCAAAGUAACCGUAGCCCGAGUGGCAUUCUGUGCUGCAUUCCUUCUAACCUCGCCCCCCCCCCUCUCCGAUUAGUCGCGUGCCGUCCCACAACAGCUACUCUCUCCCUCUCUCUCUCUCUCUCUCUCUCUUAGGCACCCUAGCCGAAUGCUAUGAUGAACUGGGAAUGCGUUAUCAAUUGCCCAUCUUUGUUCUUUCCAAACCGUCGAAUCUGCAGUCAGAGCCACCGCCGCCGCCUCCAACAUCGUCGGAUAGGCCAGAGGCUUCAGCAACGCCAGACGGUGACGACGGAGACGCCAGUGGUGCUGAUCGAAGUCUGGACGUGGUUGCCAUUGUCAAUAUCCCCUCAUCUGCCGGUCCCCAGCCUGCGGAACACCUGACCUCGGGAGGCGGCGGUGGCGGUAUCAACAUUAGUAGUGGCAGCAGCAGCAGCACCAGCAGCAGUAGUGGUCGGGACUCCGCAGCAGCUCGCUCACGCCAAGUUUUCGGCGGCUUCAUCAACUACUUUCGCGUCCACCUCCGCCGAAUGCGAAAACACCGGACCCCCCGCGGCAGCGGCGGCGGCACCGGCGAAGGCUCCAGCGGCUGCGCCCGUGUGUUAGCACGCAGCCGCAAAAAACGGCGACGCUUCAGACACAGCGGUGAUGGGGAGAAGGAGGAGUUGCUUGACCUGCGGCUGCGUCUGUCCACGGGUCAGGAGUAUCAGAUCACGGUGAAUCCCUCCGUCAAUGUUAUUCUUGAUGCCAAGAAGGCACUCUCGAAGCUGAUUAACUGGCAACCUGAUCGCCAGCGAUGGUUUUGCUGCGGUAUGGCCCUGAAGGAUAACUUGCGUAUUUCUGACUGUCACAUUCCGCCCGGCUUUGUCAUCCAAGUGAUUGUUCACUCGCCUUUAGACCCAGAGUCAAAUUGGAUCAAGGCUGACAACCAGAGACCGCAAAAUUGA